AUGAAGGACUUGCACGAGGCCAAAGAACGGACGUGGGCGGAGCCGGCUGAAGAACCCGGAUCAAAUCUGAAGGACGGGGAUAAGACCGGAGGAUAUACUGUGCGGCCAAGAGGAUAUACUGUGCGGCCAAGAGGAUAUACUGUGCGGCCAAGAGGAUAUACUGUGCGGCCAAGAGGAUAUACUGUGCGGCCUAGAGGAUAUACUGUGCGGCCAAGAGGAUAUACUGUGCGGCCAAGAGGAUAUACUGUGCGGCCAAGAGGAUAUACUGUGCGGCCAAGAGGAUAUACUGUGCGGCCAAGAGGAUAUACUGUGCGGGCUAAUGGUGUAGAGGGAGGAGCUAAUGGUAUAGAGGGAGGAGGUAAUGGUAUAGAGGGAGGAGGUAAUGGUAUAGAGGGAGGAGCUAAUGGUAUAGAGGGAGGAGGUAAUGGUAUAGAGGGAGGAGGUAAUGGUGUAGAGGGAGGAGCUAAUGGUAUAGAGGGAGGAGGUAAUGGUGUAGAGGGAGGAGCUAAUGGUAUAGAGGAAGGAGGUAAUGGUAUAGAAGGAGGAGGUAAUGGUGUAGAGGGAGGAGGUAAUGGUGUAGAGGGAGGAGGUAAUGGUAUAGAGGGAGGAGGUAAUGGUGUAGAGGGAGGAGCUAAUGGUAUAGAGGGAGGAGGUAAUGGUAUAGAAGGAGGAGGUAAUGGUGUAGAGGGAGGAGGUAAUGGUAUAGAGGGAGGAGGUAAUGGUAUAGAGGGAGGAGGUAAUGGUGUAGUGGAAGGAGGUAAUGGUAUAGAGGAAGGAGGUAAUGGUAUAGAGGGAGGUGCUAAUGGUAUAGAGGGAGGAGGUAAUGGUAUAGAGGAAGGCGGUAAUGGUAUAGUGGAAGGAGGUAAUGGUAUAGAGGAAGGAGGUAAUGGUAUAGUGGAAGGAGGUAAUGGUAUAGAGGAAGGAGGUAAUGGUAUAGAGGAAGGAGGUAAUGGUAUAGAGGGAGGAGGUAAUGGUAUAGUGGAAGGAGGUAAUGGUGUAGAGGGAGGAGGUAAUGGUAUAGAGGGAGGAGGUAAUGGUAUAGUGGAAGGAGGUAAUGGUAUAGAGGAAGGAGGUAAUGGUAUAGUGGAAGGAGGUAAUGGUAUAGAGGAAGGAGGUAAUGGUAUAGAGGAAGGAGGUAAUGGUAUAGAGGGAGGAGGUAAUGGUAUAGUGGAAGGAGGUAAUGGUAUAGAGGAAGGAGGUAAUGGUAUAGUGGAAGGAGGUAAUGGUAUAGAGGAAGGAGGUAAUGGUAUAGUGGAAGGAGGUAAUGGUAUAGAGGGAGGAGGUAAUGGUAUAGAGGAAGGAGGUAAUGGUGUAGAGGGAGGAGGUAAUGGUAUAGAGGGAGGAGGUAAUGGUAUAGAGGAAGGAGGUAAUGGUAUAGAGGAAGGAGGUAAUGGUAUAGAGGAAGGAGGUAAUGGUAUAGAGGAAGGAGGUAAUGGUGUAGAGGGAGGAGGUAAUGGUAUAGAGGGAGGAGGUAAUGGUAUAGAGGAAGGAGGUAAUGGUAUAGAGGAAGGAGGUAAUGGUAUAGAGGAAGGAGGUAAUGGUAUAGAGGGAGGAGGUAAUGGUAUAGAGGGAGGAGGUAAUGGUAUUGAGGAAGGAGGUAAUGGUAUAGAGGAAGGAGGUAAUGGUAUAGAGGGAGGAGGUAAUGGUAUAGAGGAAGGAGGUAAUGGUAUAGAGGGAGGAGGUAAUGGUAUAGAGGAAGGAGGUAAUGGUAUAGAGGAAGGAGGUAAUGGUAUAGAGGAAGGAGGUAAUGGUAUAGAGGGAGGAGGUAAUGGUAUAGAGGGAGGAGGUAAUGGUAUAGAGGAAGGAGGUAAUGGUAUAGAGGAAGGAGGUAAUGGUAUAGAGGAAGGAGGUAAUGGUAUAGAGGAAGGAGGUAAUGGUAUAGAGGGAGGAGGUAAUGGUAUAGAGGGAGGAGGUAAUGGUAUUGAGGAAGGAGGUAAUGGUAUAGAGGAAGGAGGUAAUGGUAUAGAGGGAGGAGGUAAUGGUAUAGAGGAAGGAGGUAAUGGUAUAGAGGGAGGAGGUAAUGGUAUAGAGGAAGGAGGUAAUGGUAUAGAGGAAGGAGGUAAUGGUAUAGAGGAAGGAGGUAAUGGUAUAGAGGGAGGAGGUAAUGGUAUAGAGGGAGGAGGUAAUGGUAUAGAGGAAGGAGGUAAUGGUAUAGAGGAAGGAGGUAAUGGUAUAGAGGGAGGAGGUAAUGGUAUAGAGGGAGGAGGUAAUGGUAUAGAGGGAGGAGGUAAUGGUAUAGAGGAAGGAGACAGAGAGAAAGGCGGAAAUGGAAGACAAGAGUAA
Molecule: messenger RNA, 2283 nt
Organism: Procambarus clarkii (red swamp crayfish)
Lineage: Eukaryota; Metazoa; Arthropoda; Malacostraca; Decapoda; Cambaridae
Source: RefSeq, a predicted model, not a curated record